Messenger RNA from Apus apus (common swift), 2876 nucleotides. RefSeq names its product syntaxin binding protein 4 (gene STXBP4). Gene Ontology annotation, cellular component: cytoplasmic vesicle. Lineage: Eukaryota; Metazoa; Chordata; Aves; Apodiformes; Apodidae. Bases 196 to 2355 code for a protein of 719 amino acids. Gene Ontology annotation, molecular function: syntaxin binding. Gene Ontology annotation, biological process: regulation of insulin secretion involved in cellular response to glucose stimulus; insulin receptor signaling pathway. The record is from RefSeq and is a predicted model, not a curated record. The transcript has 23 exons.
GUCGCCCGCCCCUCAGGGCGGCGCUGAGGCGUGCGGGGUUCUCGUCAGACCCCGCCGCUUGUCUCUUCCCUCCCCAGCGAGAGCGCUCGGGCGGUUUGUGUGUCCUCAUCGAGCAAUUAUUAUCCUGGUUACGAGUCAGUGCUUCAUGUGUCAGAAUUCUUCGUGUUGAACUUUGAUUAAAGUAGUGCUUCUAAGAUGUCCAGUACAGAUUCCCUAACAAAUACAGAUAAAAAGACUAUUAUGGGCCCUCAUGGAAUCAAUCGAGCUGUUCACCGCAUUUCUUUUUCUGAUUGUCAGAAUGGAUUAGGAGUUAAAAUUAUUGGAGGUUAUCGGGCCCAAACAGCAGAAGAUUAUGGGAUUUUCAUCAAGAGAAUUCUACCUGGGGGCGUUGCUGCUGUAGAUAGCCGUUUGCUCACUGGGGACCUAAUUUUGGAUGUCAAUGGAGAAAACUUAAUUGGAGUAACAAAUGAAAAGGCAGUUGACAUCCUGAGAACAGCAUCAGCAUCAAAUCACAUGUCUCUGCUGGUUGCCAGAGAUGAAGAAGCAAAGAAAGAAUUUCAUGACCUCAUGGAUAAAUAUGGCUCUCACAGUGGCACCAGUUCUUCAAGAAGUUCUCCAACACCACUACCAGCUGCAAAAUCUACAGACAGCUCUUCUUCUGCCUCUUCCUCAAGGUCACAGAGUCCUCAGUUGCAUCCAAAGGAUAAUAUCAUGACCAUCAGCAGAAACAAUUCUGUCCCAGCACCAUCCCCAAAGCUUGCAAAGGAUAGUGCAUUUCAGAUAAUCUCUGUUUGCAAAGGAACAAGCCUAGGUUUGAAUAUUGUAGGAGGAAUUAACAGAAAUGAAGGGCCUUUGGUAUAUAUUCAAGACAUUAUCCCUGGUGGUGACUGUGAUAAGGAUGGACGACUGAAGCCUGGAGACCAACUUGUAUCCAUAAACAAAGAGUCAAUGAUUGGUGUCUCCUAUGAAGAGGCAAAAAGUAUAAUCAACAGAACAGCAACAAGGUUUGAAAGCUUUUGGGAGAUAGCUUUUAUUAGACAAAAAAAUUCUCCCAGUUAUUCAGAGAAUCUGCAACGUCCUGUCAGUCUCUUAAGGUCUCCUGUGGCACAUGGAGAACAACAGGCUGCAGUACUUAGUCCUCUUGCAUCUCCUAAUGGGAAGCUUGUUUCAGUGUACACUCCAAGUGCUAUGGAAACUGGAGUCAAGAUGGGAGAGCCAUCUCCAACUCUAGAUAGCAGUGCUGCUGAUGUGUCUGCCAAUGCUAUUGCCUCCAGCCAGAGUGAUGAUUAUGAGCUGCAAGGAAAGAACUCCACUAUUUGUCUCAAAGCAGAAAAGCUGGAGAGGGCAUUGAAUUAUCUUGGGAUUCAGCCCACAGAUGAACAGCAGCAAGCCCUAAGGCAACAACUUCAGAAAGAUUCUAAAGGAACAGUGUCUUUUGAAGAUUUUGUUGAAGUUUCAAGGCAUCUGUUCUCUAUGCAAUUGAAUUCAACAGAUGGUGACCAAAAAUCUGCAAGGUUUGGGAUCAAGGAAAUUGCCAGUUUCCUGGAUUCACAGUUUGUAACCUGUGAUUCUUCGGAGAAUGACAUGGAAAGACUUGAGAAAGAAAGAAAUGAAGCUUUAAAAGAAAUGAGUAAAUUAAAGGAAAAAUUGUCUGAAUCUGUGAAUUUACAGAAACAGCUAACAGAGGAGCUACAAAUAGUCAAGCAAGAAGCCAAGGCAGCUGUAGAAGAGACAAGAGCCCUACGAAGCAGGAUUCAUCUUGCAGAAGCUGCUCAAAGGCAGGCUCGUGGAAUGGAGAUGGACUAUGAAGAAGUAAUUCGUCUGUUAGAAGCUGAAAUUGUGGAGCUGAAGGCUCAGCUCACAGAUCAUUCUGGCCAAAAUAAAGAUAACAUCCAGGACUUGAGAAAAAGAGUUACAGUGCUGGACUGCCAGCUGAGGAAAUCAGAAUCAGCUCGGAAGACCUUUGAGGUUGCUACUGAGAAACUGCUACAGUUUGUAGAGGUUGUGCAUGAAAUACUUUCAGAUAACUCUGCUUCCUCGACAGUUUUAAGUGACAGAAGAACAACAUUGUCUACUAAAGCACUUCUUGCACGGUUGGGAAGGAUUGGACCAACUGCCACAACAGCUCUUGCAGCAGAAGCCAGAGACCUUGCCAAGUCUGUCCGUGCCAUUUUGGAAGUAGAUUGUCUGCCUUAUGGAUGGGAAGAAGCUUAUACAGCAGAUGGAAUCAAAUACUUCAUCAACCACGUGACACAGACGACGUCCUGGAUCCAUCCCGUAACGAGUGCCCUAAGCUUGCUUUGCUCUGAGGAUGAUGAGGAUGGAAUAAGAGAACUUCCCGGGUCCAAGAGCUGAGGAUGGCUGUUGGCAGAAAGUAGUUUGUCUAGUUUCUGUAGGUUAGUCAGAAAUGCACACUUCUUAAUCUACAUACUUCUGAUGUCUAAAGACCUGCUGACUUUUCUCCCCUUCAAGUCAGAGGAAGUUCUACCAGCCUUUUAGGUGGGUUUAUAGAUGCUACAAAAGAUGCAGGUGUUACAGAAGUCUCCCUUCAGUCCUUAAUCUGUCCUGAUUCAGUGUGUAGGGAUCAAACAAUCUUAGUGCUCAAUCCAGUCUUUUCAUGACUUCUCUACUGGCAUAACUCCACUGACCUGAAGUGAAUUUUUCACAGCUUUGACCAGCAUGAGAGUUAAGAUUGAGCCAUUGGUUUUAAUUUCACAUUCCAGGCAGUGAUUGAUGGAAAGAUGCAAGGUGAGCUUUUUUCCUUCUUUUAACAUAAUGUAGAUACCUUUUAACUACUGAAAAUUUUUAUUUUUGUGGAAAUCUAGCAAUUUAUUAGGGCCCUGAUGACUUUUAAAAUAAAUACUUACUAAGAUUGG